Messenger RNA from Pyricularia oryzae 70-15, 1275 nucleotides. RefSeq names its product vacuolar protein sorting-associated protein 28. The coding region runs from base 270 to 1019 and encodes 249 amino acids. The transcript has 2 exons. Lineage: Eukaryota; Fungi; Ascomycota; Sordariomycetes; Magnaporthales; Pyriculariaceae. Gene Ontology annotation, molecular function: protein-containing complex binding. Gene Ontology annotation, biological process: protein transport to vacuole involved in ubiquitin-dependent protein catabolic process via the multivesicular body sorting pathway. The record is from RefSeq and is a predicted model, not a curated record. Gene Ontology annotation, cellular component: ESCRT I complex.
GCAGGGAUACAGGCCCCAGGGAUGCCACCGAGGGGAACUUUCAGGUGGGGAAGCUCUUGCUUAAGCUUGGCUUCAACCGUCAUCGCUCGUCAAAGUCUAGUUGAGCCUCUCAAAAUCCGGCUCCUGUAAACAAGCACCUGGAGCAGGCAACCAUUUUGAUUCUAUAACUAACACAAAAUGUAACGACGACGAUACGCCUUCGCUAUUAGCCCAAAGUUUCUCCACUUGCGACAUCCUCGAGAACCAAAAGAAACAAAAACCAGCCCAAGAUGAUGCCCAGGCAAGCGUACGCACCGACGCCGCACAGCUAUGUGCCCAACACGGCAAUGUCGGCCACCAUCAACCUGGAUGAGGAGGUCAAGCUUGCCGACACGCGCGCCGAACGCGAUUUGCAGGACUCCCUAGCCGAGAUCUUCUCCAUCAUUGUCACCAUUGACGAGCUCGAGAAGGCCUUCCUCAAGGAUGCCAUCCCCGAGGCCGACUACACCGAGAUCUGCGAGCGGUCCCUGAAGCAAUACCGCUCCAUCCUUGCUGAUGAGACCGUCGCGGCCGCAUUUGGCGACUUGGAGGAAUUCAAGGCCGAAUGGGAUCUCGAGGUGCCUCGCGCCACUGAGCGCAUCAGAGUCGGCAUGCCCGCCACAGCUGUGCAGGCAUCCUCCGGCCCAGGGCCCAGCAACAGCCACCGCCAGAGCGGCCUGCAAGGCGCGUCAGGGAACGGCUCGGGCGGCGCACCGGGAGGUGCGCUCAUUCUCGAGGCCACGCAGGAUUUCAUCACAUUCCUCGACGCGCUGCGUCUGGGACUACUAGCCAAGGAUCAGCUACAUCCGCUGCUCACGGAUGUGAUCCAGUCGGUCAACAAGGUCACGGACCGCGACUUUGAAAACAGGGGCAAGAUUGUGCAGUGGCUCAUCACGUUGAACCAGAUGAAAGCCACGGAGGAGCUCACAGAUGCACAGGCCCGCGAGUUGGAGCUUGACAUCAACUCGGCUUACCAAGGGUUCAAGAACACCCUCUCCUAAAGAGGCUGCCGAUCCCAAGUAACAAGGCUCUCUGGGCCUUUUUACGUUUUCUCCAAAUGAUGAGAAUAAUGAACAUAUAUUGGCGUACAAUGGCGAUACUUGACAUUGCGAACCUGUACAUACAUGACUUUUAUUUUAAUUCUUCAAAUGUAUAUAUUUGAUCGUGUCUAGACCAAAAAGGUCCAAAAACUUGGAUACACAAAUUCCUCCUCGAAUAUCCUCCUGACCUGCUCGAGAAUAAACUUCUCCACCUUGC